AUGGGCAACACAUGGAGUAUGCUGUUCCCUCCCGCGCCCCAAUUCACAGAAGCCAAUCUAUCCGACCUAUCCGGGAAAGUUUACAUCGUAACCGGGUCCUCCGCCGGCUUAGGCAAAGAACUAGCCCGCAUCCUCUACUCGCACAACGGCAUUGUCUACCUCGCCACACGGAACGCCGAGAAGACAGAGGGUGUAAAAACCUGGAUCAAAGAACAGCAUCCAGACUCCAAAGGCCAGCUACACUACCUCCACCUCGAUCUCAACGACCUCGAGGGGAUAAAAGCUUCGGCUGAGUCCUUCCUCGCAAAAGAAGAUAGGCUCGAUGUCUUAUUCAACAACGCAGGCAUUAUGGGGGAUUACAAGGGAAGAAAGACGAAACAGGGGCAUGAGAUGCACCUCGGCACGAAUUGCGUGGGCCCGUUUCUAUUUACCAAAUUGCUGACGCCGCGGCUGGUGGAGACUGCGAAGAAAGAGGGACAAGAAAAGGGGAGUGUGAGGGUAGUUUGGGUAUCAUCUAGUGCGGCGCAUUGGAACGCGCCAAAGUACGGACUCGAAAUGGAUAAUCUGGACUACAGCAAGAAACAUCAGAACUUGGAUUUCAUGAAGUAUUCAAGUAGCAAAGGGGGGAAUGUACUACACGCCAUCGAGUUCCAAAGGAGAUAUGGAGCCGAGGGUGUGAUCAGUGUGUCCCUCCACCCAGGGGUCCUCAAAACGGAAAUAUUUAGAGAUUCGCCGAAAUGGAAAUCUGCAAUGCUCUACUUUAUUAUCUAUCCCACAGUGAUGGGUGCGUACACGGAGAUCUAUGCGGGCUUAUCGCCGGAUGUCGUGGGUCUCCAGUCGAAUGAGUGGAUCGUUCCUUGGGGCAGGAUGACUAAGUUGAGGAAGGAUUAUAACAGUGAGGAGGGCAUGAAGAAUGCAAAGGCAUUUUGGGAGUGGUGUGAGAAGGAGGUUGAGCCGUUUGCUUAA
Messenger RNA from Pyrenophora tritici-repentis Pt-1C-BFP, 966 nucleotides. Its product is annotated as FabG, Dehydrogenase with different specificities (related to short-chain alcohol dehydrogenase). The record is from RefSeq and is a predicted model, not a curated record. Lineage: Eukaryota; Fungi; Ascomycota; Dothideomycetes; Pleosporales; Pleosporaceae.